This is a messenger RNA of Prunus armeniaca (apricot), 990 nucleotides long. The record is from the annotation of a GenBank genome assembly. Lineage: Eukaryota; Viridiplantae; Streptophyta; Magnoliopsida; Rosales; Rosaceae.
AUGUCGCCUGCAGAGACAAAAGGACCACUGAGGGCCUAUGUGACCUUCUUGGCUGGAAAUGGAGACUAUUGGAAAGGUGUGGUUGGCCUGGCCAAGGGCCUUAGGAAGACCAAAUCUGCAUACCCGCUUGUGGUGGCCGUCCUGCCUGAUGUUCCUGAGGAGCACCUCCAGAUUCUUGAAUCUCAAGGAUGCAUUGUGCGCCAGAUUGAGCCUGUCUACCCUCCUGAAAACCAAACCCAAUUUGCCAUGGCUUAUUAUGUCAUCAACUACUCAAAGCUUCGUAUUUGGGAGUUUGUGGAGUACGAGAAGAUGAUAUACUUGGAUGGAGACAUACAAGUGUUUGAUAAUAUCGAUCACCUUUUCGACAUGCCCGAGGGUUAUUUUUAUGCUGUGAUGGAUUGCUUUUGUGAGAAGACAUGGAGUAAGACUCCUCAGUAUAAGAUUGGAUACUGCCAGCAGUGCCCUGAGAAGGUUCAAUGGCCAGCCGACUUGGGCUCACCACCACCACCUUACUUCAAUGCUGGCAUGUUUGUCUAUGAGCCUCGUCUUCCGACUUACUAUGAUCUCUUAGAGACCGUCAAAGUCACCCCUCCUUCCUCAUUUGCCGAGCAGGACUUUUUGAACAUGUUCUUCAAGGAUGUAUACAAGCCUAUCCCACCUGCAUACAAUCUUGUACUGGCUCUCUUGUGGCGCCACCCUGAAAAUGUGGACGUUGACCAAGUGAAGGUUGUUCAUUACUGUGCUGCGGGAUCAAAGCCAUGGAGGUACACAGGAGAGGAAGAGUAUAUGGAGAGAGAAGACAUAAAGAUGCUGGUGAAGAAGUGGUGGGAUAUUUAUGAGGACCCGUCACUGGAUUACAUUAAGAAUAAUGAUGAUGAUGAUGAAAUUGUGGUGAAGGCAGACGAGCAUGUAAAGGUUGGACCACCCUUUAUUGAUGUAAUAUCGGAGACUGACGCUGUUGACCAAAGGAGUGCACCAUCUGCCGCUUGA